UCCUUUACCUCAUCUGUUGCAGAGCUGUUGGAGAGGCUGCGCUCCAUGCGUCCUGCAAGCUGAAACACAAGGAACUUUGUUUUAACUUACAUUCAACGAGGAAUGCGCUGAAGGACACAAAUGCGUCUGCUGCGCUGUUACUGGGAGAAUCAACAGAUUACACGCAUUUAAAGCGGCUCUCUCAUGCGUAAAAACACCAGAUUUGUGGACUAUGACUGAAACGCGGAACCAACACUGUUUAUGAGAAGCGGGCGCUUUUAAUUAAACUUUGUGGAGGGGAGGUUUUGACUCUUUUUAUGCCAUUACUGGAGGCUGCAGACUGUGAAGAAACGGCAAUCAAAGAUUUGGAGACGCUACGCGGUGUCUGCUCUGGCAAGGAGGAUUGUGGAGACUGAAGACAUGAGACCGAUUAUCAUAUGCGCUCUUCUGCUGUUAAAAGUUACCCUUGGAAAUGCCUGUGCCAGCGGUCAAUUCACUGAAUCAGGGCAGUGUUGCAGCUUAUGUCCUGCUGGCUAUGAAGUGGAAGUAGCGUGUGGGAAAGAGGAUACCAAAUGUGCACCAUGCCCACAGGGAACAUUUUCCCCAUCCAAAGGCCUUGAUCCUUGCCUGCCAUGCAGCAAAUGUCCACCCAGUGUCCCCACAGUGGCAUCCUGCUCCGCUGCUCACAACACCCAAUGUGAGUGUGACACUGGCUACUUCUUUUUGGACACCUACAACCUGUGUGCACCCUGUUCCAAGUGCCAUGCUGGUGAGGGGGUUAUCAGAGAGUGCGGAUAUCAGGGUGAUACUAUGUGCCAGAUCUGUGGCCCGGGAACCUUCUCUGAGGAGCUUGUUAGCACCAAACCCUGCCAGACCUGCACUCAAUGCUCCGACAGUGAGGUGGAGAUCCGUCCCUGUAUGUCAAACUCUGACACACUCUGCAUGGACAGGAGGCUGCACAUUCUGUCUCGCCCUGCUGAGACCGACGGUACCCGUGAUGCUCCUCGCUGGCCAGAUCUGGAGGGUGUCAUGGAGGGGGAGGAGGAAGGGAAAGCCAGCCCUGCUCCGGGAGCGCCCAAGUUUACCCCACAGGAUGAGGGUGGCAGCAAUAACAUUCUCGCUUAUGUGUCUGUCCUGGCUGCUGUGGUGCUGGGCUUACUUAUUUAUGUGGCUUAUAAAUGCUGGAGAUCCUGCAAACAGAAGAAGGCUCUUUCUAAGGCACGUGCAGCUGAGUUGGCAUCUCCAGAAGGAGAAAAGCUCCAGAGCGACAGCGGAGUUUUUCUAGACUCCUACAGCAUACAGGACAACCAGACAAGCAAAGGUAUGAAGACAGAUAGCAUGCAGGAUAGUCGUCUGUAUAUCAACCUACCCCCCCACCGACAGGAAGAGGUGGAGCGCCUCCUGCAAGAGGGAAGCAGCCGAGGAUGGAGGCACCUGGGCGUGGCACUGGGCUACGAGUCUGAACAGCUGGACCUGUUUGGGCGAGGAGAAGCCCCAGCACACACACUUCUCUCUAACUGGGCCCAGAAAGAAAGCUCCACUCUGGGACUGUUGUGCUCAGCACUGGCUCGCAUUGAGAGGCCUGACGUGGUAACAGCUCUUAACUGCCCUUCGCAGGGUGUUUCUGUGGUUUGAGUAUGUCAGCCCCCAGUCUCACAGACGUAAGUGAAGAACUUUGACAUGAGAAGGGAGGCACUGAUUACAACUCUCUUGUCACUAUUGGAAGCUGACAUCGAUGUUUUUUUAUGGCUUUGUUGUCAUGACUCAAUUGUAUGAAAGAAUUUCCUGCAGCACACUGCAAUGGAUCAAAUCAUCUGUGACUGCAGGAAAUUAAUAGACAAAAUAUAGUGUGGGGAACAACCCCGUCAUCUGGAAUGAGGAGGAACCAGCCUACCAAAUGCCACAAUAACUACAUUUAUAUUGUUGUUUAGGUCCACAAAAAUACUGUAAAUAUUUAGUUCAUUGCUGGAAGCUUACUAAUGUCUUGUAAAUGUUGCUUGAGUAUUCUUCACAAACAGCUGUUUACAUCUGUUUGGACAGAAAUCAGACAAGUUUCAUUCAGCAACGCUGCAGUUCAUCAUGAUGUAACUUUUUAGGGAUCAUUUCUGUGCUCAUGUGCACUUAGUUAAAACAAACAAAACAAGAAACAGUGUCGUGUUAAAAUAGCUGCAACAGGAAUUAGAGGUUUAACAUUGUAAACUGUCCCAGUCAUUCUUUCAUAGCAGUUUAUCCAGUGUGUAGAUAGGAACUGCUUCCCUGACUGCUUUUAAAAUGUAUUGCUUUGUGUGUUAUUCGAUCUUUUUGUUGUCUUUCCUGCUGCAGCCGCUAGCUGUGGUUCUAUGGUUCUAUUCACACUGAAUAUAAACCAGAGAUGUGUGACAAAAUCCUUCUUAGAUAUUCCUGAUAAUUGUCAUUUGACUGUAAAUAUCUGAUAUUGGUUUUGAUAAUUCAUGGUUUAAUAUUAAAAUCCAAAAACACAGUUCUUACUAA
This is a messenger RNA of Melanotaenia boesemani (Boeseman's rainbowfish), 2469 nucleotides long. RefSeq names its product neurotrophin receptor associated death domain (gene nradd). Gene Ontology annotation, cellular component: plasma membrane; cell surface. Gene Ontology annotation, molecular function: death receptor activity; nerve growth factor binding; coreceptor activity. The transcript has 6 exons. The record is from RefSeq and is a predicted model, not a curated record. The coding region runs from base 400 to 1614 and encodes 404 amino acids. NCBI's taxonomy places the organism in Eukaryota, Metazoa, Chordata, Actinopteri, Atheriniformes, Melanotaeniidae. Gene Ontology annotation, biological process: Rho protein signal transduction.